AUGAGCGGCGAUAUGAAGAAGAGAGUGUUAGUCACCGGCGGGACUGGUUUAGUCGGUUCUGCGAUUCGAGAAGUCAUCGAGUCAGAAAAACCAUCGAACGAGGAAUGGUUUUAUAUGAGUUCGAAAGAUGCGAACUUGUGCGACCCGAAAGAAGUUUCCGACAUGUUCGAUAAAUUUAAACCAACGCACGUGAUUCAUUUAGCCGCGAAAGUUGGUGGAUUAUUCGCCAACAUGAAGUAUAAAGUUGAGUUUUGGAGAGAGAACAUCAUGAUGAACGAUAACAUCUUUCAAGAGUGUCAAAAGAGGGGAGUGGAAAAGUUAGUCUCGUGCUUGUCCACGUGUAUUUUUCCGGAUAAAACAACCUUUCCAAUCGAUGAAACGAUGAUUCACAACGGACCGCCGCACUUUUCCAACGAAGGGUACGCUUACGCCAAGAGAAUGGUGGACGUGCAAAACAGAAUGUACAAAGCGCAGUUCGGGUGCAACUUCACCGCGGUUAUUCCGACGAACAUUUUCGGGAAGUAUGAUAACUUUCACCUGGAAAACUCGCACGUCAUCCCGGGGUUGAUUCAUCGAGGGUAUUUAUGCAAGGAAAAAGGAGAGGACUUUGUGAUUUGGGGAUCCGGGACACCGUUGAGACAGUUUAUUUUUUCCAUCGAUUUAGCAAAGUUGAUGAUUUGGACGUUGCGAAGUUAUGACGAGGCGGAUCCGAUUAUUUUAUCCGUCGGGGAAGCGGACGAGAUGACGAUUAAAGACGUCGCAUACGGAGUGUCUCGGGCGUUGGGUAUUCCAGACGAGAAGGUUAAAUUCGAUACGACGAAAGCGGACGGGCAAUAUAAAAAGACGGCGAAUAACGCGAAGUUGAUGAAGUUGAAUCCGGAUUUUAAGUUUACGCCGUUUAACGAAGCCAUCGAUACGACGGUGAAGUGGUUCUUGGAGAAUUACGACAAGGAAGGUGGGAUUCGAAAGUAA
Messenger RNA from Bathycoccus prasinos, 972 nucleotides. Its product is annotated as GDP-L-fucose synthetase. Bases 1 to 972 code for a protein of 323 amino acids. Gene Ontology annotation, biological process: nucleotide-sugar biosynthetic process. NCBI's taxonomy places the organism in Eukaryota, Viridiplantae, Chlorophyta, Mamiellophyceae, Mamiellales, Bathycoccaceae. The record is from RefSeq and is a predicted model, not a curated record. Gene Ontology annotation, molecular function: GDP-L-fucose synthase activity. The transcript has a single exon.